Messenger RNA from Blastomyces gilchristii SLH14081, 450 nucleotides. RefSeq lists its product as uncharacterized. The record is from RefSeq and is a predicted model, not a curated record. NCBI's taxonomy places the organism in Eukaryota, Fungi, Ascomycota, Eurotiomycetes, Onygenales, Ajellomycetaceae. The transcript has 2 exons. Bases 1 to 450 code for a protein of 149 amino acids.
AUGGCUGGGGCUCGCGAUGAGCCGUGGGACAAGUCGUUUCCACCCGGGAAAGACUCGAAAGUGCACUGGAUGGAUGCUUGGAACCAGAGUGUGCAGGAGUGGGAUGGAGGGGGAAGGGCAAUACAGGAGGCCAAACAGCCAGUGUCUGGGAGAAGAGGAGACGAGAAGAAGAGAAGAGAAAAGGAGUAUAGAAGUUUGAAGGGGAGGAAGGAGGUGAUAAUGAUGACGACGUUGUGGAGAAGAAGAGAGGAGAGGAGAGACGACGAAGAAGAAGAGGAGGAGGAGGAGGAGGAGGAUAAGUUGAGGGAGACGAGAGAUGGAGCAGAGCAAGCAGCCGCAUCGGACGUUACAGAACACAAACAAACACGGAUACCAUACCAUACAAUAAUACACGAUAUGACAAGACAUGCGAGACGCGAGCCAGCCAGGAUGAGCAGGCCAGGGUCUUAG